AUACAUUUUUAAGUUUCCAUUGGAUUAUUUUUAAAAAACAAAAUUCAAUUUCCGGUUUUGUCUUUGGGGGAAACUGUCAAGUACACGAUUUACAUCAACUGCUACGUCUUAGCAAAUAUUCAUCAGAGCCAACCCUGUUAGGUUGAGUGUGAACGUUGCAAUUAACUUUAUUUGUAGAAGUUUAUGAGACGCUUGGCAAAUACUCUCGUCCCCCUUGCAUCGUACAUAGAAACUACAGUGACUGUAUCAGGACAGGGGGGGGGGGGUUAACUUAAACAAAAUAUGUACCAUAAAAACUGCUACGUUUAUUAAAAGGCAACGGAAUUGAAUGACAGAGGGACGAGAACUGUUAAUGUUUUGCCUCAUUGUAGGAGGAGCGAGUUUAGCCAGAGGACUUUCCAGCUACAUCGACGCCCUUUCCAACAACACAAUGAAAAGCUUCUUCACCGCGACCCUUCCCAUGGACGUCGAAUUCUUAGCCGACUACCCGGAUUUCUUCUCCUUCAUCGUGAUGAUGAUAGUGACAGCGCUUUUAGCGGCGGGAGUAAAGAAAUCUAGCAUGCUGAAUAAUAUUCUGACAACCUUAAAUCUACUGACCGUUAUAACUGUUGUGGUAUCUGGAUCGAUUAAGGCUGACAGCGCAAAUUGGAAGAUUGCCAAGGAGGAGAUUCCACCGGACGUUCGCAAUGCGGGCGAGGGCGGUUUUGCGCCGUUCGGCGUCGCGGGAAUUAUGGCGGGUGCGGCCAAGUGUUUCUUCGGGUUCGUCGGGUUCGAUGCCAUCGCUACCACCGGAGAAGAGGCGAAAAGGCCGCAGCGAAAUAUACCGUUGGCAAUCGUUAUUUCUUUGAUUGUUAUUUUCUUGGCGUACUUUGGGGUAUCAGUGGUGCUGACCAUGAUGUGGCCGUACUACGAUCAGCAUGCGGAAGCUCCAUUCCCUUACGUCUUUGAACGUGUUGGUUGGCCGGUAAUUAAGUGGAUCGUUACGAUCGGCGCUGUUUUUGCAAUAUGCACCAGUCUGUUGGGGGCGAUGUUUCCUCUACCGCGCGUCUUAUACGCUAUGGCGAAUGACGGCCUUAUAUUCACCUUUUUAUCACGCGUGCAUCCAAAAACCAGAACACCUUUAAUUGCAACAGUAGUUUCCGGUAUUUUUGGCGGGGUCAUGGCGCUAGUUUUUGAUCUGCAGCAGCUGAUUGACAUGAUGUCCAUUGGAACAUUGAUGGCGUACACAAUUGUGGCAAUUUGUGUGCUAAUAUUGAGGUACGAAGACCCCCAAGAAGUCGAGAUUCCCAAGAGUGACAGUCAUCAUACAACUACUGGAGUAAUCAUCAAGCACUUUGCGUUGAUCUUCAACUUAAAUGGAAACAAGCACCCUAACUGUACCACAGCCACAUUCACCAAGGGAGCAAUAUGCGUCUUCAGUGUCAUAGCGUUGGCAGUGUGCUUCUUCAUCAAAUAUGCAGGAACCUUUGUCAAUGCGGAACAUCCUUAUUAUUUGACUGGAUUUAUUCUUCUUGCCAUAAUUCUUCUGAGUGUCGUCGUUGUUAUUGCCAGGCAGCCGACGUGCUCGAUAGAAAUUUCGUUUAAGGUCCCUUGGGUCCCUUUUAUCCCAUGCUUAAGUAUUUUCAUUAACUUAUACUUGAUGUGUGAGCUAGACGCGUACACGUGGCUGAGAUUCUUGAUUUGGAUUUGCAUUGGUUUCUUUAUCUAUUUCUUAUACGGCAUUAGCCACAGCAGACAGAAGGAAUGCAGUAUAGAUAACGAGCCACAAACAUCAGCAGCACCUGUUUUUGUUAUGAAAACAAAGCCCGAGGAACGCUUUUGAACCAACGCGUGGUACUUACUAUGUAAUGACGCUUAUUGGACAAUGUGAUUUUAUGUUUAAUGACACAUUUAUUUUAAUACCCUUAGAUGUAGGAAAAUAAAAUGGUUUCCUUAAUUAA
Molecule: messenger RNA, 1940 nt
Organism: Photinus pyralis (common eastern firefly)
Lineage: Eukaryota; Metazoa; Arthropoda; Insecta; Coleoptera; Lampyridae
Product: cationic amino acid transporter 3-like
Exons: 7
Coding region: 329-1822 (497 amino acids)
Biological process (GO): transmembrane transport; amino acid transport
Cellular component (GO): plasma membrane
Molecular function (GO): amino acid transmembrane transporter activity
Source: RefSeq, a predicted model, not a curated record